UGUGGUUCUGUAAUGGCGAAUGGUCGCGUGUUUAAUUUUGUAUUGCGGUUUAAUUAUAUUAAUUGAUCUACUGUCUCCAGAGUAGUUGUCCCUGCCUAGUGUCCAUUUAAUAAAGUGUAUUUGCCCGAGUUAAUACAAUGUCGUCCGAUAACAUUGAAAAACUGUAUCAAAAUUACGGUAUAUUAGCUGAUGCCAAAGAAGACAUCUCCAAACAUGAAAAGGAGUACACGGAAAUAUUGGCCGCUGUGAAAGGUUCAGAUAAGGAAAAAAGAUUAGCGUCUCAAUUCAUUGCGAAAUUCUUCAACAGCUUUCCUAACCUCGCAGAGCAAGCUAUAGAAGCUCAAUUUGAUCUCUGCGAAGACGAUGAUGUGGCCAUACGUAAACAAGCCAUUAAAGAUUUGCCGACCCUUUGUAAAGAUAAUAAGGAGCACACUCAAAGAAUCGCUGACAUCUUGGCACAACUGCUUCAAUCCGAUGAUGCUACUGAGAUCAAUAUUGUCCAUAAUUCUUUGGUCACAAUAGUAAAGAGUGACCCGAAAGGUGCCUUAGUGGGACUCUUUUCCCAAAUACAUCAGAAUACCGAGACAGAGGUGGUUAAUGAGAUUGUCCGAGAGAGAUGCAUCAAGUUUUUGGCCACGAAAGUCAAACAGCUUGGAAGGGAGAUUAUAAACAAGGAGGUUGAAGAAAUCAUUAUUACAGAGUGCAAGAAAAUACUUGAGGAUGUGGUGGCUGAAGAGUUUGAACACAUUAUGGAGCUCUUGACGUGGUCAAGGCUUGGUAAAACCCCAGCAGGCAAGAAGGAGCUGGUGCAGAUUGUGGCAGCACUGGCCUUCCCCGAUGAUUGGCACCCUGAAGAAACGGAACACAUUGAAAGAAUCAUACAAUGCACUCAACAUGCUUUGCCACUGUUUUCGCCCCAAGUGGAUUCCACACAGUUUGUGAACUUCUUCUGCGACUAUGUGCUACCAAAGUGGAAUGAAAUCGCUUCACCAGAAGGAGGUUCAGAUUACAAGCUGGAACUACUGAAGAUAUUCGCAGAAAUCACUGAACAUUGUGGAGAGUUGGAGAAGCCCCAGGAGAAGAUUGACAGAGUUUAUGAUUUACUUAUUAACUAUUUGCCCGAAGCGCCUGUUGAGGAGGAAAAUACUGAAAAAUCUGAGAAUUCAGAACCUAAACCUGAAGAAAGCAAGUCCACCCCGUCACUGCAGUUCUCUCACGUCGAGUGUGCCUUGUUCGCCCUUCACUCGCUCUGCCGGAAAGCACCGGAGGCCCUCAGUGCUGAUUCAGCAAGGCUGAAGGCGCUUCGACUGCGUCUACAGUAUACGGCACGGUUGACUCAAGGAUAUAUUAAAAAGCUGAAGGAAGUUACUAAGGAUAAGAAGGGAGAUGAAGCUAAUUCUGAAGAAAAUAAGCUCAAGGUUGUAGCGUUGAAGACGACGUCCAACAUCAAUACGUUGAUCCGCGAUAUAUUCCGGUCGCCGCCCAGUUUCAAGAGCAGAGUGCAGCUAUCAUUCUUGUCUAAGAAGACUGAAAAAGAGGAGAAACAGUCAGACACCCCGACAGACAAGCAGUCACCACCCAAAAGACACAGACCCAUCACAUUCGACAACGGCCAUGAAAAAUCAUCACCACAAAAACGUGCCCGGAGCGGAGAACGAAACCAAAAGAUGUACACCCCGCCCUCCGGCAAGUACAGCUCGAGACUCAACUCUGGCCGCUACCAGGGACCGGCUCGCGGCCGCGGCGGCUACCGGCGCGACUUCCGGAACAGUGGCGCGCCCUUCCGGAGGCGCAGCAAUUACUAAACACCGAAUACUAAAGUGUGGGAGAGUGACAGUUUAUGCAACCCACCACUAUUAAAAAACAAUGAGAAAUAUUAAUAAAAAUUUGAAAACAGGCAGCGACAUAUAACUGACGAUUUUGACACAUUAAAAUUGCCAAAGACUCCGUAGAGGGCUUCUACAAAAGUGAGGCGUUUGUAGUUCAUUCAUCUGUUCGUGAUUGUCUUCCUUUCUUUGUAGUAGACUUUGCAACCAGGUGACGAGUGUUGGAGCGAGCAUCCGGCCUUUUACCUUACAGGUGUUUGCGGAUCCAGCAGGUCUUUUCAGUCAUUUUCUAGCAUUGUUUCAGUACGGUGGAAAGCUGUUCCAACAUUGAGAUGGUAUGUAAUGAAAGCUCUAGCUUUCAUACUGAGAUACUGUUAAUAUUUAUCUAAAUAGGUUUCCUUGGAGAGUACCUGGAGUGGCUACUGUAUUUUAAUGUAAGUAUUAUUUCAGUUUGCACUCAUAAGCUCGUCUGCUCUGCUGGUCGUAUUCAGUAUAUGCACAGAAUCGUAAGUAAUAACAUAGUUUCAUUAAUAUUUUCAUCAGUUGGAAUUUUACUCAAUUUCUGUAAAAAAUAAGUAUUUAUGUAAUUUGAGCUUAUGUUUGAGGAACAUAUGCAGUAAUUUAGUUUUGUAAUGUAACUAUAAUUCAAUGUGUCCAUACAACAUUGAUGAUAAGUGGCCUAUCACACACUGAUUAAGACACUGAUUAAGUGUACAGCUAAGCUAUUGAUAAAUUGAUUAUAUUUAAUUAAAUAUAAUAAAAUAUGA
This is a messenger RNA of Leguminivora glycinivorella, 2593 nucleotides long. RefSeq names its product apoptosis inhibitor 5 (gene cass). Gene Ontology annotation, biological process: negative regulation of apoptotic process. Lineage: Eukaryota; Metazoa; Arthropoda; Insecta; Lepidoptera; Tortricidae. Gene Ontology annotation, cellular component: nucleus. The record is from RefSeq and is a predicted model, not a curated record. Gene Ontology annotation, molecular function: RNA binding.